ACCGGAGAUGCUGCUGUUGGUGCAGAUUUUGUGGUUUUUACCUCUGACUGGAGCGGCUCCUUCUCUGACUAACGAGCAGCUGGACACCGGGGUGGACUGGCUGAGUAAGUUUGGCUACCUCCCGCCUCCUGACCCAGUGACUGGUCAGCUUCAGACCAAGGAGGCCCUGACCAAGGCCAUCAAAGCCAUGCAGAAGUACGGAGGGCUGAAGGAGACUGGAGUCUUAGACCAAGACACGUUGGGUCUGAUGAAAACACCCAGAUGUUCUUUGCCAGACGUUGCUGAGGCGGAGGGGACAAUGGGCCGCAGGAAACGCGGCUUGAACCCUCAGAACAAAUGGAGUAAGAGGCAUCUAUCCUGGAGAGUGAGGACCUUCCCUAAGGAUUCGGCCGUACUGGGCAGGGACACUGUCCGAGCCCUGAUGUACUAUGCCCUGAAGGUCUGGAGUGACAUCGCACCUCUAAACUUCCAUGAAGUGGCCGGCAGUGAUGCAGACAUUCAGAUUGACUUCACUAAGGCCGACCACAACGAUGGAUAUCCCUUUGACGGGCCAGGGGGCACCGUGGCACACGCUUUUUUCCCUGGAGAGAGGUUCACAGCUGGAGAUACACACUUUGAUGAUGACGAGGCCUGGACCUUCAGAUCUCCAGACUCUCAUGGGAUGGAUCUGUUUGCAGUUGCGGUCCAUGAGUUUGGCCACGCCAUCGGCCUGGUCCACACCUCGGCCAUAGAGUCCAUCAUGAGACCGUACUACCAGGGUCCUGUGGGCGACCCCCUGAAAUACGACCUGCCCUAUGAAGACAAGGUCCGAGUCUGGCAGCUCUACGGUGUCAGAGACUCGGUGUCCCACACAAACAGACCAAGCAACCCCUCCCAGACAGCUGAACCUCCUGUCCUCCUGGACCUUCCUGAAAACAGAUCCACCCUCCUGUUGGCUCGAGAUGCCCCAGACAGAUGCACCAGUCAUUUUGAUGCCGUGGCCCAGAUACGAGGGGAGGCCUUCUUUUUCAAAGGGAAGUACUUUUGGCGACUGACAAGAGAGAAGCAUCUGGUGUCUCUGCGUCCGGCUCAGAUCCAUCGCUUCUGGAGGGGCCUCCCUCCUAAUCUUGACAGUGUGGAUGCUGUAUAUGAGAGGCCUGGGGACCACAAAAUAGUAUUUUUCAAAGGUCUAAAGUACUGGGUAUUUAAAGACAAUAACGUGGAAGAAGGCUACCCUCGUCCAAUCAGUGACUUUGGCCUGCCAUUGGAAGGAGUGGAUGCAGCCUUUGUUUGGUUACACAAUGAAAAAACCUACUUCUUCAAGGACAGCCACUACUGGCGCUACGAUGACCACCUGAGACGUAUGGACCUGGGCUACCCUAAAGACAGCACGCUUUGGAAGGGGCUGCCGUCACAACUCGAUGACGCCAUGAGGUGGUCUGAUGGCUCAUCCUAUUUCUUCAAGGGGAAGGAGUACUGGCGAGUGCCGAGCAGCGACAUGGAGGCGGAGGCAGGAUACCCCCGCCUCAUCGCUAAAGACUGGCUGCUGUGCACCGAGAUGCAGUCUGACUCUCCGGACACAGAACCCAAAAGCACGGAGACCAGAGUCAACGUGCACCAUCAGCCAGACCACGCGGAGAACGGGUACGAGGUGUGCUCCUGCACCUCUGACUCCGCCUCCCCUUUAGGCGCCCGCCCCUCCCCAUCUCCCCUGUGGCUGCUGCCACCUCUCUGGACGCUCUCGCUGGCCCUCCGCUCAGAACUACUAUGAUGCCAAAGCAUGGGACAGAGUUCUCAAGCUGGGUGCAAGACAGAGACUCUUUGGUUGAGGGCCAGUGGACACUCAGUCUAAAUACAAACUGGAACAUUUU
Molecule: messenger RNA, 1850 nt
Organism: Anoplopoma fimbria (sablefish)
Lineage: Eukaryota; Metazoa; Chordata; Actinopteri; Perciformes; Anoplopomatidae
Gene: mmp17a
Product: matrix metallopeptidase 17a
Exons: 10
Coding region: 8-1750 (580 amino acids)
Biological process (GO): proteolysis; collagen catabolic process; extracellular matrix organization
Cellular component (GO): extracellular matrix
Molecular function (GO): metalloendopeptidase activity; zinc ion binding
Source: RefSeq, a predicted model, not a curated record